ACAUGAAGACAUUCGUCUUGUUUAACCUCCUGCUUAUAUGCAGCGUCAACGAUAUUGCAGGUUCCUCGAUCACCGAUGCCAUCAAACAAGGGAUAGAUAAUAUUGAAAAAGGAGCAUCUGCUGUAGGUGACUUAUUCCAUGAAGUGGCAAAUGGUAACCAACCUGCAGGUCAAAAUGAAUCCGAUGAACAAAUAAUAAACGAUUUGAAAAACAUCGCAAUUUUCAACCUUUACACCAGAGACACUGCGGAGCAACCAGAACAAUUGGUCCCAGAUGACGUUGACCAAUUACUGAAUAGUCACUUUGAUCCUAAUAAAUUAACGAAAAUCGUUACGCACGGAUGGCAAAGUUCCAGUAACGAGGAUGCGGUUGUCUUGGUCCGUGAUGCCUUCCUUAAACAUGACGACUGUAAUGUUAUCACUAUCGAUUGGAGCGCAAUAGCAGAUGGGGAUUAUCUUCGGGCCAGUAACAACGUCUUGAAGAUAGGCAAAUACACCGCUAUCCUGAUUAAUCUUCUCCAGACAGAAGGAUUGGAUCUAAAUAACCUGACCAUUGUUGGUCACUCUCUUGGAGCCCACAUCGCCGGACUAGCAGCCCGUUACACGAACGGCACAGUGAACUAUGUGGUCGCCUUAGAUCCGGCACUUCCUAACUUCCCGCAAAGAGAUAGUAACAACAAGCUGUCUCAAGGGGACGCCAGAUACGUGGAAGCAAUCCAUACAAACGCGGCUUUGGCUGGUUUCAAAUCACAGGUCGGCGACGUUGACUUCUACGCGAAUGGUGGUUACUUACAGCCUGGUUGCUCGCUUAGUUUAUCCUGCUCGCACGGUCGUUCCUACGUGUACUACGCAGAAUCUAUCAACAGCGAGGUGGGUUUCUGGGCGGUGAAAUGCAGCGAUUUCGUCGACUUCAAUCUAGGCAAUUGCAACUCGAAUGACAAGGCUCUUGUGGGAGGCGUCCAGCCGGACUACAAUGUCUUGGGUACCUACUACUUCAAUACGAACAGUAACCCUCCGUAUGCGUUAGGCUUAAUUUAAGCAUUCCGCCAAUGCAUUCAGCUAAUGUAUCAUAAAUGAAAUAUCUAUAACAUGCUUAUAGUUAUACGGUUUGUAGAAACGGAAGGCCAUGCAAUUGAUUCCUGUUACAUUUUAACUUAGUAUUGUUUCAUUGGUUCGAACUGUUCUAGAUUAUAGAAAUGAAAUAAAGGAAUUUGUUCACAAA
Molecule: messenger RNA, 1221 nt
Organism: Dufourea novaeangliae
Lineage: Eukaryota; Metazoa; Arthropoda; Insecta; Hymenoptera; Halictidae
Product: pancreatic triacylglycerol lipase-like
Exons: 4
Coding region: 3-1037 (344 amino acids)
Biological process (GO): lipid metabolic process
Molecular function (GO): lipase activity
Source: RefSeq, a predicted model, not a curated record